Molecule: messenger RNA, 1315 nt
Organism: Linum trigynum
Lineage: Eukaryota; Viridiplantae; Streptophyta; Magnoliopsida; Malpighiales; Linaceae
Source: the annotation of a GenBank genome assembly
GACAAUAGCGAGAUAGUAGACUCGCUAGUCCGAGUCCUAAUAUCAGAAUAAUGGUUGUCACCACCAUUAAUCAUAUAAGAAUGGGGGUUCACACCAGGGAUGUGCGCAAGAUUAUUGAGUUAGAGGUGCAGUGGGGGAGGUUAAAUGUUAAAUCGUCGGAGAGUAGGUUACCAGGGAAGGGGCCAGGGAUGUGCGUAGGCUCACGAAUCAGAUGGGAUAAUGCCACAUUUUUCUGGUUUAAAUGAAUUUGUUUUUUUUUUUAUCAUUUGGUUAAUUUUAAAUAAAUGGCGGGUAUUAUUUUUUAAAUUUUACUUAAGUAUAUUAUUAUUUUGUUAAUGUCUUCAUACACGUGGCAUCUAUGUUAACUAUGUUUGGUGAAUAUAGGUUUAGAUCAUCUUCGAGAUAUGAUGAAGAGAUUAGAGAACCCCUUUGGAUUUAGUUUGGAGAAACUUAUUCUUUACUCCAAACAUAUCCAAGAGUGAUGUUGCCUUCACAGUAUUCCUCUUUUGGAGAAUAUGGAAAGGUCGAUGCAAGGCCACCUAUGGUCAUAUUUUAUACCAAGCGCAGCUCAUGUGGAGUAAUGGGAUAUGACAGAGGUACAAAAGGUUCAGAAGUCUCAAGGAGUGCAAAGGCAAACAUCGCGUUCUUCCACAAGACAAGGUUCUCAGUGCAGGUAUUUUGGUCCGCUUUAAUGGGGCCACAAAAGCACAUCAAGGUUGUGCAACUGGAUUUGUCGGCUUCACAGAGAUUCCCAACUAGUCAUCACUGAUGCUACUUAAAGGAGGUUUUCACACUGCAGAGCAGGAGGUGUCUUAGAGGAAGUCCACUCUCUUUCCUCUUCCUUUGAGCCAGUCUCGUGUCUUUUCGCUCUUUGGAGCUUCAACAUAGUUUCCCAUUUCGUGGCAAAACAAGCUCUCUUAUUGGGAGUUUGGUUGCUUACGGACUACCGUUCUUUAUUAUUAUUAUUAUUAUUAUUAUUAUUAUUAUCUUAUUUUUCAUUUGUAUUCCAGCAAUACCCCGGGGGCUUAUCUUGGUAAAAUUUUUGGUGAUUUGUCAACGAAAAUGGUUUUGACUGUCAAAUUUGACGGUCAACCCACGAGUUUUGACCAAAUUAGUUUAGAUGGUGCAUAGUUUAGGCUAGGAUUGAAAUUAUAGAAAUCACAACCCUAAUAGUCUAUUUGUGUAAAGUUCAGGUUAGUUUAAGAUAUUAACCAAUUUUUAAUAAUGUCAAUGAGUCUCCACCUUUUAAAAGUUUUUUAGUAGGGUGUACUGUACUUUCUAUCAAAUUCAAAACUAAGAAAAGUGACAUGAAAGU